This is a messenger RNA of Callorhinchus milii (elephant shark), 1057 nucleotides long. It is a transcript of the gene olig3, whose product is annotated as oligodendrocyte transcription factor 3. The transcript has a single exon. NCBI's taxonomy places the organism in Eukaryota, Metazoa, Chordata, Chondrichthyes, Chimaeriformes, Callorhinchidae. The coding region runs from base 134 to 919 and encodes 261 amino acids. Gene Ontology annotation, molecular function: protein dimerization activity. The record is from RefSeq and is a predicted model, not a curated record.
CCGAGCUUUGCAGGAAACGCUGUGCUCUUUUUUUUUCUUUGCACCUUUCUCGUGCUCGCGUUGGAGGUUGGCAUCCAAACGAGGUCUUAAACUGUUGACCAGAGGACAUUCCAUAGAAGCGAGAGGCGAUAAGAUGAAUUCAGACUCCAGCUCUGAAUCCAGCAGAGCUUCCUCGCCAGAGAUGGACGAGAUGUAUCUGAGAGAUCAUCACCAACACCAGGACUCCAGGAUGAAUUCCGUGUCCUCAACGCAGAACGAUCUGCUGCAGAAGCUCGCCAACGACCACCACAAUUUCAAAAGAUCUGAAGAGAAGCAAGGAGGCAAGUUCAAAAUAAAAAAGCAGCUCUCUGAGCAAGACUUGCAGAAUCUCCGGCUGAAGAUCAACGGGAGAGAGCGCAAGAGGAUGCACGACCUGAACCUGGCGAUGGAUGGCCUCAGAGAGGUGAUGCCUUACGCCCAUGGACCGUCAGUGAGGAAACUUUCCAAAAUCGCCACUUUGCUGCUGGCCAGAAACUACAUCUUGAUGUUGUCGAACUCUCUGGAAGAGAUGAAAAGACUAGUAGGGGAGAUUUACGGCGGCCAUCAUUCUGCUUUCCAUUGCGGGACGGUAGGACAUCCUGCUGGGCACCCGGGACAUUCCACAUCUGCCCAUCAGAUCCACCCCAUCCUGGGCACUGCCCUGACCUCCUCUCCCUCCCUGUCGGCAGCCCUACCCGGGAUCAGCGCAGUGAGGCCCCCUCACACACUGUUGAAAACGUCCUCAGCUCCUCCAGUACCGCUAGGAAGCACCUUCCAGCACUGGGCAGGUCUGCCAUGUCCUUGUAGCGUCUGCCAAGUGCCACAGCCACCCCACGUUUCAACCAUAAGCGCAUCCAGCUUGCCAAGACUCUCUACAGAAGCUAAAGACUUACUGAAGUAAGCUCUGAAUUUUGCCAGCUGUGACUGUUGUUCAGAAUGAGACGCCGUGUUGUAUAAGAAGGCUGAUCGUGUUGAGUUGCAUUAAAAAUAAGACUGUCCUGGGUUGCUGCUUAAACCCGAAAUUACCAGCUAACAUCAA